AUGGCCGCCUCAUCUUCCUCCUCGAGCGACAGCAGCUCCAGUCGCUCUUCCUCUCCCGAGCCGGACAACAAGCAGAAACAAACCUUGAAGGGCGCAUCAAAGACAAAAGAGGAAGUUGAAGACUCCUCAAGUUCGUCUGGUUCGGAGUCCGAUAGCGACGAAAGCUCCAGUGACAUGGACACCAGCGAGGAUGCUCCAGAGGUGCAGACUCCUGCUAAAAGGAUCAUUGCUAUCGGCCCCAAGCCCUACAAGGCUCCUCCUGGCUUCAAGUCCGCAAAGCAGCAAGCCCCGCCAUCCUCAACCUCUUCCUCUAUCCUCUCCAACCUGAACGGAAAGAAAGUCAUGCAUAUCACAGCUCCAUCUUUCCUCCCAUUGUCGAAGGUCAAGGAGAUUUCCAUGUCCAAGAUCGCCAAGGGCCAGCCGAUCCUCUCCUUCGACGGCGCAAACUACGGUAUCCCGGCUGAAUCGCUGCGCGAGGAAGUUCAGCAGGGAAAGUCUCUGCUUACCUUUGACCAGAAGACCCAGAAAUACCGCAAACAAGCCGACAACAUCCCCACUUACCACAUCCAGGAAUUGAUGGGUGUACCAGAAGCCGAUAAGGCAGCGGUGGAAGCACUCCGGGAUACUGUCAAGCCCGCUCGACCCCAGCCGAAGCACUUGAAGAUGCGUUUCCGGCCUCUCGGAAGCUUGCCUGCCCCGCCGGAGACUCUGGGCUCGGACUCAGAGUCCGAGGCUGAGCCCUCGUUCAAGGUUCCUUCUGGAGAGAAGGAGCGCAAGCGGAAGCAUCACCACACCGAUGGAGAUGCUGCUCAGACGACUAGUUUGCCCAGCCGGAAGAAGUCAAGAAAGCACACAGAAAAUGGGGAGGAAGAGCAGGGCCAUAAGAAGUCGAAAAAGUCACACAAGGAUGGCGAGGAGAAGAAGCGGAAAAAGACAAAGGCAUGA
Messenger RNA from Penicillium longicatenatum, 945 nucleotides. Its product is annotated as DNA-directed RNA polymerase I subunit RPA34. Gene Ontology annotation, biological process: transcription by RNA polymerase I. Lineage: Eukaryota; Fungi; Ascomycota; Eurotiomycetes; Eurotiales; Aspergillaceae. The coding region runs from base 1 to 945 and encodes 314 amino acids. The record is from RefSeq and is a predicted model, not a curated record. The transcript has 2 exons.